Molecule: messenger RNA, 1263 nt
Organism: Sphenostylis stenocarpa
Lineage: Eukaryota; Viridiplantae; Streptophyta; Magnoliopsida; Fabales; Fabaceae
Source: the annotation of a GenBank genome assembly
AUGGCCAUGCUUCCCCUCACCAACCCCACUUCAAUUCGUCACAACGCAUUCUCUUCUACCUCUUCCCCUUCCACUUUCGCUCUCAGAAACUGCGUUUCCCUGAACCCUAGAGCCAGAACGUGCGUCUCCACACCCGCGCGACGCCGUUUCGCGUCCGUGACCUGCUGCUCGUUCUCGACACUCGACAGCGCCAAGAUUAAGGUUGUCGGUGUUGGCGGCGGCGGGAACAAUGCCGUUAAUAGAAUGAUUGGUUGCGGAUUGCACGGUGUAGAAUUUUAUGCUAUAAAUACCGAUGCUCAAGCACUGUUGCAUUCUGCUGCGGAGAACCCUAUCAAAAUUGGAGAGCUUCUGACUCGGGGAUUAGGUACUGGCGGGAAUCCACUCUUGGGGGAACAAGCUGCUGAGGAAUCUAAAGAUGCUAUUGCUAGUGCUCUUCAAGGAUCUGAUUUAGUGUUCGUAACUGCUGGCAUGGGUGGGGGAACUGGGUCUGGUGCUGCCCCGGUAGUGGCCAGAAUAGCAAAAGAGGCAGGUUACUUGACUGUAGGUGUUGUUACCUAUCCCUUCAGUUUUGAAGGUCGCAAAAGAUCAUUGCAGGCACUGGAAGCCAUUGAAAAGCUGCAGAAAAAUGUGGAUACUCUUAUAGUGAUUCCAAAUGACCGCCUGCUUGAUAUGGCUGAUGAGCAGACACCACUUCAAGAUGCUUUCCGUUUAGCAGAUGAUGUUCUACGGCAAGGAGUACAGGGAAUAUCAGACAUCAUAACAAUACCUGGACUUGUAAAUGUGGAUUUUGCUGAUGUAAAAGCUGUGAUGAAAGACUCUGGAACUGCGAUGCUUGGUGUGGGUGUUUCCUCCAGUAAAAACCGUGCCGAAGAAGCUGCAGAGCAGGCUACUUUGGCUCCGUUAAUCGGCUCUUCUAUUCAGUCAGCUACUGGAGUAGUGUAUAAUAUUACUGGAGGAAAAGACAUAACUCUGCAGGAAGUAAACAGAGUGUCUCAGGUGGUGACAAGUUUAGCUGACCCUUCUGCCAAUAUCAUAUUUGGUGCCGUUGUUGACGAUCGCUACAAUGGGGAGAUUCAUGUGACUAUCAUUGCAACUGGCUUCUCACAGUCCUUCCAAAAGACCCUAUUAACAGAUCCAAGGGGAGCAAAGUUGCUUGACAGAGUGCCUGAGGGCCAAGAAAGCAAGGGGGCUUCCUCUCCUCUCAAGUCCUCAAACUAUCCAACAGUUGGAUCUAGAGCAUCCCCACGAAAGCUCUUCUUUUAG